AUGUCAACUUGUCAACAGUGUAGUUGUAAGAAUUUCCAAGCCAAUCCUUUCAAACCUUUGUAUUGCUCGAUAUGUUUACAUAAUCACACUCAAAAGACAUCGAGUUUACAAACAUUGGUAAAGAAUGACAGUGCACCACAAAACACACCAACAAAGCUGUUGUCUUCAUCUGUAAACAACAACAGCAGCAGUAACAGUAGUAGUAGUAGUGUUAGCAAAUCAACACCACAACCACCAGCUAAGAUAACUAAAUCCAAUUCAUUCUCAGCAACUACUACAAAACCAACAACAACAUUGUCAUCAUCAUCAUCAUCAACUACCCCACCACCACCACUCCCUUCUAAACCCAAAGAUAGACCAAGACCACAAGAUUUCUCAAAACAAAAUUCAUUUUCAUCAUCAUCUCCAUCUUCAUCAUCACCAUCCGUUACCAGUCCAAAGUUAUCGUCUUCCAAUGGUAAAUCAUCAUCUUCCUCUUCCUCUUCUUCCUCUUCAUCAUCUUCAUCGAAAUCAUCGAAUUUGAAGAACAAGUUUGCAGGAUGGAAAGGUGCUAUUCAAGGAAAGAUGAGUAAUCUAAUGAGUGGAACUAACAGUGACGAAGAUGACCAACCGGUAAUGGAGAUCUCUGGUCCUACCGACUACAAACACAACACUCACAUUGGUAUCACUUCAACUGGUGCCAUCGAGGCAAAGAACAUUCCCAACGAAUGGAAGGAUAUAUUCAAGCAGGUCGACGGUGCUUUGAAGUCACUCGGUAAGAAGGGUGUCACUCGUCGUGAAGCCGCACUCAUUUUGAAUACUGUCUUGGCUGGACAACCUGCUCCCGGUACCAUGUCCAACAACAACAACACCAACACCAGUAACACCACCACACAAUAUAAGCAGUUUGGAAACAUCAACAACAGCAACAACUCUACAACACCAGCUACACCACCACCAUCACUUCCACCAAAACCAACAAAACCAGUUCCAAACAAACCAAUUACAACAACAUCUCCAUCAACAAGUGGAACAUCAUCGCCAUCAUCUAAUGGAGCAGUAACAACACCACCAAUUAGCUACAACAAACAACAAUCAUUCAGUAACUAUAGUUCUCCACAAUUGGUAUCUCAACAAAGUACGGCGACUGCUUCUACCAACAAUAACAGUUUCAUUGAGAAUGAACUUCGUGAGAGAUUGAGAGAGAGUGAAUUGAGAAUUCAGAAUCUCGAAAAGACACUGAAGAGCACUGUUAGUUUGUUUGAGUUUGAACAACUUCAAGAGAGAUUGAAAGUAGCAGAGAUGCGUUCAAAGGCACCUGUUGCCGCUGCUACCGGUGGUAAUCCUGGUGAUGUCAGCAAGUUUGAAUACGAACAAUCACAGGAACGAUUGAAAUCCAGUGAAGCUAGAUACAAGACACUCGAACAAUCAAUGAAGAACGUUGAACUUGAACUAGGACAAUCUGCAACCAGAUACAAAGCAUUGGAAUCCAACAACCAAAUCCUAGUCAACCAACAUCGUCAAUUGGAGACCGACUACGAACAACUCAAGAAAUCGUUACAAACCGAUAAGAAGAAUGUUGAAUCAGAUAAGAAACCACUCAUUGACAAGAUUUCAUCUUUAGAAUCGAAAUUAAAUGAAUUGGAUUUAGAAAGAAAAUCAAAUCAAAGUCAAAACGAUAAUCUUAAUAAGAAGAUUCAAGAGUUGAAUAAAACAUUGAAGGAUGCAGAGCAAUCAAACUUUGAUUUGAAUUUGAAAAACAAAGAGGUUGUGAGUCAACUCGAUUCUCUAAAGUCUACUUUGUCCACCGAUCAGAGCAAUCAGAUUCGUGAAUUGACCAACCAGUUUGCAUCAAAGGAGAAGCAACUGAGAGAGUCAUUCGAAGCACAGUACGGUCAGAAACUCAAGAGUCUAAAGGACGAGAACGAACAGAUCUCUGCCAAACUCCAAGUUGAAACAUUGCGUGCCUCCAAAGCAGAGAUCGAUUCGCAAUCGAAACAACGCGACUAUGCAAACUUGACAAAGGCAAAGGACGAUGUCACCAAACAACUCGAUUCACUACUUACACAGAACGAUCAACUAUCGUCACAACUCGACACCCAGCUGCAACUCGUAAAGAAUCUGAAACUCAGUCAAACUCAAUCGCAAUCGAUACUCGAUAGCAACAACAAACAGACCGAGGAACAACAGGCUCAGAUUCGUUCGAUGACCACCCAACUCAAUAAGUUAACCACUCAGCUCGACGAACAGAAUGCACAGCUCGGUAAAUACAAGUCGGAGAUCAACAAUCUCAACCAGCAACUCCACCAACAACAAGCUGCCGGCAAUCAAACCGCUGAGAUUCAACAGCUGCAAUCGCAACUCGAUAAAUACAAGAAUGAAAUGGCCAACGUUCGUCAACAAUCGAAUGAGGCACAACAACAAGCUCAACAACAAUUGAAACAAACCGAAUCCAAGUAUCAACAACAGAUUCAUUUACUUCAACAACAAGCUCAAGCUCAACAACAAGCACAUGCUCAACAACAAGCUCAAGCUCAAGCUCAAGCUCAACAACAAGCUGCAUUACAACAAAGUGUUUCUGCUCCAGCUCCACCACCUCCUCCACCAGUUGCUCCACCACCUCCACCAGCGGUCAGCAACAAAUCAACGGAAGGCAGAUCAGCUCUAUUGGAUUCUAUUAAGAACCCAGAUAAGCAAUUGAAACCAGUUACCGAAGAUAUGAUGAUCAAAUACGAUCCUGCACAACCCGCCGACGAUCCCAAUAGCAUGGUUAACAUCUUGGUCAAGGCUCUCAUCGAUAGAAGAGCUGGUAUGAAUGAACAAGAUGACGAUGACGACGAUGAAGAAGUUGGUUGGGAUGAUUAA
Heterostelium album PN500 is the source of this 2844-nucleotide messenger RNA. RefSeq names its product WASP-related protein. The record is from RefSeq and is a predicted model, not a curated record. Gene Ontology annotation, molecular function: actin binding. NCBI's taxonomy places the organism in Eukaryota, Evosea, Eumycetozoa, Acytosteliales, Acytosteliaceae. Bases 1 to 2844 code for a protein of 947 amino acids. The transcript is spliced from 2 exons.